AUGGCCUCCUUUCAAACCGCUGUGCGGUCGACCCAGAAGGUCGCGCACAAUGCCUUGAGAAGCAGGCCCAUCUCCGAUAUUGCCAUCACCCGUACAGGCAAACCCAUCCUGCGAACCCAGGGCGGAAGACACUCUCUUGGUGCUCGCCAAGGAUGCACCGUUAUCGUCCCUUUCCGUGAGGAGAUGGCCAAGCGCCACUUGAAGGUCUCUGGUGACCUUGGCCGAGUCGUCUUCCUUGAGUACGACCUCUACAACACCCAAUCGAUCGAAGAGAGCGUUAGACAUUCCGAUGUUGUCUACAACCUGGUCGGCCGUGACUACCCCACCAAGAACUACUCCCUCGAGGAUGUCCAUGUCGAGGGAACUGAGCGGAUAGCUGAGGCUGUUGCCAAGUACGAUGUCGAUCGCUUUAUCCACGUCUCCAGUUACAACGCCAACCUCGAGUCAACAUCCGAGUUCUUCCGCACCAAGGCCCGUGGCGAGCAAGUCGCUCGCAGCAUCUACCCCGAGACCACCAUUGUGCGGCCGGCGCCCGUCUUCGGUUUCGAAGACAACCUCCUUCUGAAGCUCGCUAACGUCAUGAACCUCUUCACUGCCAACAACAUGCAAGAGAGAUUCAGGCCCGUCCACGCUCUCGAGGUCAUGCUCUACGACGACAGCACAGCAGGUCAGACCUACGAGCUUUACGGCCCCAAGGAAUACUCGAUGGCCGAGAUUGCCGAGUUUGCCGACCGUGAGAUUUUCAAGAAGCGCCGCCACAUCAACCUCCCCAAGGCUGUCCUCAAGCCUAUCGCCGGUCUCCUGAACAAGUACCUCUGGUGGCACACCAUGUCUGCCGACGAAGUUGAGCGUGAAUUCAUUGACCAGGAGAUUGACGAGACCGCCAAGACAUUCAAGGACCUCGGCAUCGAGCCCGGUGACAUUAGCAAGUUCACAUACCAUUACCUGCAAGGUUUCCGCAGUGCCAACUUCUACGACCUGCCCCCUGCAACAGAGAAGGAGAAGAAGGAGGAGCGCAAGUACCUGCACGUUCUUGACGAACUUAGCAGUCCUUUCACCUCACUCAAGAUGAGCAUCUCAGACAGCGAGGACGAGCCUCUUGCUCUCUCCUCGCACGCGUUGGCGGCGCUGGCCGAAUUCAAGGCCGAGGAGGAUGCCCGUCUGAAAGAGUUUGAGAGGCUCCAGGAACUAGCGGAGGCGAAUGCGGCCAAGAAGGCGCCGAUAUCCAUGGCGGCGUUCAUGGAGGACUGGAAUAAGUCGCAAUUUUGGUAUUCUGACGAGACGGCGGGUUUCUUGGCGAGGCAACUCCUCGAGGGCGCUGAUGCGGAUACCACGAUUGCGAUUGUGUCUGCGCCCAGUGUGUUUGUUGCUCUGCAUAAUAUCCUGACUGCGCGAGACGAGAGCGAGGCCCGGCCAAAGGUCUUUUUGCUGGAACACGACAACCGCUUCAACGUCUUCCCUGAGUUCGUCUUUUACGACUUUGCGCAGCCCUUCAAGCUCCCGGGUGAGCUCAAGGGUGUCGUAGACCGCUUCGUCAUCGACCCGCCAUUCCUCAGUGAGGACUGCCAGACCAAGACCGCCAUGUCGGUCCGGUGGAUGAUGAAGCCGGAUGUCGCCGAAAAGGGCCGCGUCAUCGUCAGCACUGGCGAGCGCAUGGCCGAGUUGGUGAACAGGGUAUACAAGCCCCUCGGUGUCAGAACCGUCACAUACGAGCCGAGCCACGAGCGAGGGCUCAGCAACGAGUUUCGGUGUUACGCAAACUUUGAGUGCAAAGACUGGACGUGGCGGGAGGCGGCUUCGAGUUGA
Colletotrichum lupini is the source of this 1806-nucleotide messenger RNA. Its product is annotated as NADH-ubiquinone oxidoreductase 40 kDa subunit. The coding region runs from base 1 to 1806 and encodes 601 amino acids. Gene Ontology annotation, molecular function: protein-containing complex binding; protein-lysine N-methyltransferase activity. The transcript is spliced from 13 exons. Gene Ontology annotation, cellular component: mitochondrion. The record is from RefSeq and is a predicted model, not a curated record. NCBI's taxonomy places the organism in Eukaryota, Fungi, Ascomycota, Sordariomycetes, Glomerellales, Glomerellaceae.